Messenger RNA from Stegostoma tigrinum, 8481 nucleotides. RefSeq names its product lysine-specific demethylase 2B-like. The transcript has 22 exons. The record is from RefSeq and is a predicted model, not a curated record. Gene Ontology annotation, molecular function: DNA binding; protein binding; histone demethylase activity. The coding region runs from base 127 to 3954 and encodes 1275 amino acids. Lineage: Eukaryota; Metazoa; Chordata; Chondrichthyes; Orectolobiformes; Stegostomatidae. Gene Ontology annotation, biological process: protein demethylation; regulation of transcription by RNA polymerase II.
CAUAUGCAAUAGAGUCCUAUAGAAAAAUGGUGUCUUUUUACACGGGCUGUAGAGUGACUGAAAGUUAUUUGGAUUCACAAAAUCCUGGGUGAUGCAUUGGUGAUUUAGAGUAAUGCUAUCUCAAAAAUGGAUGUAGAGAAAGAGUCUGGACGAAGAUUGCGCACAUUUUGUAGAAGGCGGUAUGACAAUGAGGACCUCUCAGACGAUGACAUAGCCAGCAUGAGGACUUUUGAUGUGGAGGAAAAGCUUAGUAUUGCCUCAUACAAUUCAAGUUACGUGCACUUUAUGAAAGGAAAAGAUUUUACCCUUGAAUAUGUGCAGAGAGAGACUAUCAAGGUCCCCAUUAUCUUCAGGGACAAAGAUGGUCUAGGAAUCAAAACACCAGAUAGUGAUUUCAGUGUCAGGGAUGUAAAACUGUUUGUUGGGAGUCGCCGUGUUGUGGAUGUCAUGGAUGUGAGUACCCAGAAAGGAAUUGAGAUGAGUAUGUCACAAUGGGUUAAAUACUAUGAAACACCAGAAAUGGAAAGAGAGAAGCUCUAUAACGUCAUCAGCCUGGAAUUCAGUCAUACGAAACUUGAGAAUCUGGUCAAACGGCCCAAUGUGGUGGACUUGGUGGACUGGGUGGACAAUGUGUGGCCGCGGCAUUUAAAAGAGAAGCAAAUGGACUCCACAAAUGCAAUAGCAGAAAUGAAAUACCCAAAAGUUCAGAAGUACUGCUUAAUGAGCGUCAAAGGGUGCUACACAGAUUUUCAUAUUGAUUUUGGUGGCACUUCUGUCUGGUAUCAUAUUCUUCGAGGAGGGAAGGUAUUCUGGCUAGUUCCCCCGACAUCGCACAAUCUGGAGAUUUAUGAAGAGUGGGUCCUGUCGGGAAAGCAAGGUGAUAUUUUCCUUGGGGACAGAGUGGACGGAUGCCAACGGAUUGAGUUAAAACAAGGAUACACGUUUUUGAUCCCUUCAGGAUGGAUCCAUGCUGUAUACACACCAGUAGAUACGCUGGUUUUUGGUGGGAAUUUCCUGCACAGCUUUAAUAUUCCUAUGCAACUUCAUAUCUAUGGGAUUGAGGAUCGAACUCGGGUUAAUGCCAAGUUCCGCUAUCCUUUCUACUAUGAAAUGUGCUGGUAUGUCCUGGAAAGAUAUGUGUUCUGUUUGACGAAAAGGUCUCAUCUCACCAAACAAUACCAGAGGGAAUCAAUGUUAAUUGAUACAGAGAAGAAACCGAAUACAGAGAGUCCAUCAUCAGAUUCCCGACUAGAUAUGGAUGAAGAAUCUUCUGAUGUGCGAAUCAAGGAAGAGAAAGAUGACACGAGAGAUAGAAUGAGCCUUCAAAGCACAAAAGCAUUUGGCGAUGACUCACCUUCUCCUAACAGUGCACAUUCAGAAGAGAAUGAAAGCUCUGGAAAGACACAGAAAAUGACAAAAUGUUUAAAGCGGACUUUAUCCAAUGAUUCAGAUGACAGCACCAAGUCACCGAUGCUGACAGACUGUCCAAAAACACCAAGUGGAUCUCCUGACCCAUCUCAACCAGCUUCUGAAGGGUCUAAUAAAUGGAUUCACCUUACAGAAUUUGAGUUGAAGGGGUUAAAAGCACUUGUGGAAAAACUAGAGUCCUUGCCAGAGAAUAAAAAAUGUGUCCCUGAAGGGAUAGAAGAUCCUUAUGCCCUUCUCGAGGAUAUGAAGACUGUGCUGGAGGAACAUGCUGAUGAUGAUCAGAAGCUGGCUAUCACCGGGGUCCCAAUUGUAACAUGGCCAAAGAAGACAGUGAAGCACAGAGCAGUAGGAAGACCAAAAGGAAAGCUUGGAACUUCUGCAGCUGUGAAGCUUGCUGCAAACAGGGCUACGGCUGGAGCACGCAGGAGGAGAACAAGGUGUCGAAAAUGCGAGGCAUGUCGAAGAACAGAAUGUGGGGAGUGCCAUUUCUGCAAGGACAUGAAGAAGUUUGGAGGACCAGGGAGAAUGAAGCAGUCCUGUAUCAUGAGGCAGUGCAUUGCUCCGGUCCUGCCACAUACAGCAGUCUGUCUCAUUUGUGGAGAAGCAGGAAAGGAGGACACUGUGGAAGAAGAGGAGGAAAAGUUCAAUUUCAUGCUGAUGGAAUGCUCAAUUUGUAAUGAAAUUGUGCAUCCUGGCUGCUUAAAGGUAAAGCAGUUAAAGGUACAGGAUGGAGAUGGAGUUGUCAAUGAAGAGCUUCCAAAUUGCUGGGAAUGUCCAAAGUGUAACCAUGAGGGAAAGACAGGGAAAGUCUAUAAGCAGAAAAGAGGGCCAGGAUUUAAGUAUGCCUCCAACCUCCCAGGUUCACUAUUGAAGGAGCAAAGGCAGAACAGAGAACUCAAAGAUUCUGCAGAGACAACAAAGAAAAAGGGAGACCGAGAGGAAAAUUCCAAACGCAAGUCAGAGGAACAUCCCAAGAAAAGAUCUGAAGAAUCUGUUCCAAGAAGGAAAUCUGAAGAUGGGCUUGUGAUGCGAAAGCGGCGAAUUGCUGAUCGAACUUCUGAGCCAAUUGCCAGAAAAAAGUUUAAAAUUGGAAAGGAAGAGAAACUGUUGAGGAAAAAGAAAAAAACCUUGCAUCCAAGUGAAGAUCACCCAGCAAUUGUCAAAACAUUGCAAUCAAUCAAGCAGGAGCCUGAAGACGAUCCACCAGAGACCCCUCAGAAAACAAAGGAGAGUGACCAGUCUAGGUCAAGCUCUCCAAGAGCUGGUCCCAGUACUGAAAGUGCAGAGGCCAAAGAAAAGAAAAGCGAGAGGUUUAAAGAGAAGCGCAAAAAGCGAUUGCACAAUAAAGAACUUAGUAAAGAACUAAGCAAAGAACUCAAUCAGGAGAUUCAUAAAACUGAGACCAGCCUAGCAAAUGAGAAUCACCAACCAAUUAAAUCUGAAGGAGAGGCUGAAAAAGUCGAGAAGCCUAAAAGACUGCUGGCAAGUACUGAAAGACUUCACAGAGUAAGCAAAGGAUUAAAUGGGACUCCAAGGCUUAGGCAUCACCUUACCACAAGCUUGAGGCGGGCUCCCAGGGUCAUCACUAGACCACCACCUUCUGUGUCACCAACUAAAUCAAUUCAGAUGGAGCGACAUGUUGUGCGGCCUCCGCCUGUCAGCCCACCCCCAGACUCUCUGCCCCUUGAUGAUGGUGAAGACCAUGUGAUGCAACGGGAAGUGUGGAUGGCUGUGUUUGGCUACCUCAAUCGAAAAGAUUUAUGUAUUUGUAUGCGAGUAUGUAAAACCUGGAACAGAUGGUGCUGUGACAAGAGGCUUUGGACCAAGAUUGAUUUAAACCGGUGUAAAUCAAUCACCCCCCUUAUGCUCAGUGGCAUCAUUAGGAGGCAACCUGUAACCCUUGACCUGAGCUGGACAAAUAUAUCAAAAAAGCAGUUAACUUGGCUUAUCAACAGACUGCCAGGUCUUAAGGAUUUGGUUGUUUCAGGCUGCUCCUGGGCAGCAAUCUCUGCACUUUGCAGCUCUAGUUGUCCGUUGCUGAGAACUAUGGAUCUUAGAUGGGUGGAAGGAUUAAAAGAUGCCCAAAUGAGAGAUUUGCUUUCUCCUCCAACUGACAACAGACCAGGUCAAAUUGACAAUCGCAGCAAGCUACGAAAUGUGGUAGACCUUCGUCUGGCUGGACUGGACAUUACAGAUGCAACACUCCGGCUUCUUAUUAGACAUAUGCCAACGUUAGCCAAACUAGACCUUAGUUACUGCAAUCAUCUGACAGAUCAAUCAAUUAACCUAUUAACAGCAGUUGGCACUACAACUAGAGAUUCCUUAACAGAUGUCAAUCUAUCAGUUUGCAAUAAAGUCACUGACCAGUGCCUAACCUAUUUCAAACGCUGUGGUAACAUCUGCCGAAUAGACCUCCGUUACUGCAAACAGGUAACAAAAGAAGGUUGUGAACAAUUCAUUGCAGAGAUGUCUGUUAGUGUUCAGUUCAGUUUGUCAGAGGAAAAACUUCUACAAAAACUCAGUUAACUAAGCAAAAAGAGGAACCGGACCAUGCAACAGGAUGUUUAAUUUCUUCCGCGAUUUAAUUAUAAUCCACAUUUUGCUUCAAGUUACUGGCAUCAGACAGAAGGACAAGGAUGAACUGUGGCGACGACAAAAGCUGCUUAUCCCAACAAAAACUUUUCCACGUCUCAAUCAGUCUGAAAAUCAAGUUUAUUUCCUAAGUUUUAAUAAUGUUAUAAAAAGACACUGAUGCACAACUGUUUGUAUUUGUAUAAACCUACGUGGCAAGAGGGGGGGAAAAAAAUUAAAAAAAAACUAACUUUUUUGUGCACGUUUUACAACUAAAGCAUGUGCAGUGUAAAUUUUAAUUUCAGUUCUUUUAAAAGAAAGUCUUAAAACAAAGAUAUCUUCGACCACACAUUUUGACCAUGUUAUAAAUAUUGUUGUUUUGUUAAACUCUACAUAUCAUACAUUAUGCAGAAAUAUUUUUGUACAGAAAUUACUUUAUUGAGAGUAGUGUGGAAAUUUCAAUAGUAACAUUAUUACUUAUAUACAAUUGAAUUCCAAUUGAUUUCAAUUGCUGUUUGUUACUUGUGGUUUAAUCUCUGUAAAGUUUCACAUGUUCUAUGUGGAAUGAUCUUCGUGAUGUUUGUAUGUGCCAUCAUUGCAUGCCUUUAAGGCAAGCAGCUUAGCAGCAGUAAUAAUACUGUAAAGUGACAAGAUAUUGGUUUUCCACCAUUUACUGUUUGUCAUUGCUGAAUUUGUAUAAAACCUGUCUUGAAAGCUGUGUACUGAACUAUUGUUAGACUCACAGGGGAACAAUACUCAAGGUGCUGUACAAAACUUUUUUUAAACACUUCUAAAUGAAAAUGAUCAUUUUCUCUGAGAAAACAAUGGUUUCCACCCCAUUUUGUGUCUGUUGAAGUUUGUUAUGCAUAACGAUGAGAUGCAAAUUAAGGACAGGGUGAGACAUGAGAAUUAAUUUUGUGUUUAUUACAAUGGAUGUCAGGUAUGUGGCAUCUAAUGGAAGUACUACAAUUUAAACUGCCUUAAAUUUUAGCCCUUGAUCAUGUUGUCCUUUUGUAUUCUAAUCUUUUUUAAAAAGCUUUGAGUCAGUUUCUCAGAAAAUGUAUGUUACACACACACACAGUGUUUUUCAAAAAUGUCUGAAAUCCUCAAAGGAGGUAGGGCUGAAUGUAAGAAGUAGAAGACAGGAUUCAAAAGUUGUUCUUAAACAAUUGUGGGCAAUGUGUUGGCAGUUAAUACAUUAAUUGCUCUUGUGCAAACUUCUUUAAGUCGUGCCAGCUUUGUGCUAGUGAAAAAUUAAUAUAAACAGGGCCAGGUUUUACCGUGUUUACUACCUUAUAAUGUAUGGAGUCCUCUUUGUCAGUUCCAUCAACAUUUAGCAACCUCAAUGCUAGAUCUGUUGAAGUUUUUCUGCUUUCUGGCUAACAAUGAAAGCUAUUUGGUGUGCCUGCAUAACUUUGAAGCCUAGCACAUGUUCAACAGAAACUGAUCCACCCUGGACUUUGUCCAUAAAGACUCUAAAAUCAGAAAAUACGGUAUUCAAUAUACUGUUUGUACAAAGAAAGUGCUUUUGUUGCUUUGGGUUGUAAACUGCAUGAGGUAUCAAAACCCACAAAAAUCCAAGUAUUGUUAAUUGGUGGGGGGCACACAAAAAAUAUCAUGAAUCUAUAAUGCUUCUGGUUCUGGGAAUGUACAAGUCACUUAAGAGUGUUGUCGUAAGUGUUGUAUAGUUUUAUUUCACCUGGCCCCCAUCCCUGAUUUCAACAGCUAGGACAUUUCCUGUCUGACUAACUAUUCCACCAUCUAGUUCAUUGUAAUUAACAAAUAGUACACUGUCUCCAAGCCACUGUACUUCUGCUCUCCUUCCUACAGUUCAUCCUUCCUUUCACUGAAGGCUGACUUGUUGGCUGCCAGCAACUGCCCAUAAAGUUACUUACCACAACUGGACACAAGAAAUUAUCUUGAGAAGACGCACUGUUCUUUCAUAAAAAUUCUGUUAAGUUGUUAAUGAUUCUAUAGGCAAGUGUAAUGGUUGCAGUUAGAAAUAAUAAGCACCACAGAUUUGACACAUGUCUUUAUACAUUAAAAUUGCAUAAUAGCUGUUUCAACUCCUUUUAAACAUCUAGGCUUAAAAUAGAGUCAGGCAACUUUAUGGAAGGAACAGAAUACAAAUUAAAAACUGAAAGAAAAAAAUGUUAGUUUUACAAAAAUCUCUCAAAGCACAUGCAAGGAUCAGAAACAUUUUUGCAUAUUGAUUUUUGUAAUUUGUCAAAAUGAAUGACCAUCGCUAUUCCAAUACAUUCUUUAUUAGUCAAAAUGAAUUUAAAAACAGUGUACAAAAUGUACAGAAAUCAAAAAUGAGAAAAGAUAGUUGGCAGUAAGUUAUGUAAGAUUGAGGUUUCCUUUCUGUUCUCAUAUGGGGUACUGCUGAAUGCUCAAUAGCUACACUAUCACACAUUAAUCCGUUAAAUAGCGAAUGUUUUAGGAGACUUAAAAAAGCGGUGAAAAAUUUAAAAUAGAAUCUUUGUUUUUUUUUCCCCAGCAUAUCCUUCAUUUAAUCUCUGAUUUAGUGCUGAUAAAGUCAGUAAUUUUUUGUUUGCAUCUUAAAGUGUUGUUUAACUCUAAUAUCUUUAAGGUUCCUAGUGAUAAGUAAUGAUAACGGUUAGUAAAUUAAAAGAAAUUCCAUUCCACUAACACUAUCCAAAAUGGCUACAAUUUACAGUCAUUGAUAUGGUCAUAAAAUGUUUCUCCAUCAAGUUUCAUAUAUCCACAGGAAAAGCCAACUUCUUUCAUUCAAACACCUCCCAAGUUUAAGAUUUAAAGACAUGUACUGCCCGUACAACAUACUGUCGACAAAUAGGGCAUUCAUUCAUGCGCUUUCCACAUUUAGUGCAAGUGACCAUAUGACCACAUUCAAGGAGAACACAAUCGAUCACUGCAUCCAUACAGAUCCUGCAGAGAUUCUCAUCACUGCUGAACUGCAGCUGUUCUUCAACUGGAAGAAAAACAGAAUCGCGGGGGGGGGGGGAAGAGAGAAAAAAAACUGGUUAUCUAAAUGAAAAAAGUAUUAAACAUUACUGCCAAAACAAUCUAAAAAAACUUUAACAGUUAAUUUGAGGCACUUGUACAAUGCAAAAUUGAGUUCUCACUGUGCUUACAAAUGUCAGAUUAUUGCUGCUCCAAAUUCAAUACAAUGCUAAAAGAACAAAUUUUUUAAAAUGAAACAUGUUGUUGUACAGUUAUUGAAUUAAGCAGAACAAGUAUAAAAAAAAACUUGACACUGAUCACCACAAAUUAAAUCAGCCACUGUAGAACAUUUUGGCCGCAUUGAAGGAGCUACCCUUAAAAAGAUUAACUUGCUUCUUGCACUGACUAACUGAUUACAAAUAUUCUAACUUUGUUCAAUUCAAAUUGUACUUUUUGAAGAUUAGUAUUUUGUCAAACACCAACUGAAAUACCUCAAAAGUUCAUAUUGUAACAGUUUAGAUUCAAUAGUUCAGAGGGUUAAUGUAACUAAUCAAUAGUAUUACUUGCAAAAUUUCAUUAAUAAUCCUGAGUGCUUAACAUGACAUUUAUUGUUCAAAUCCACAACAAUUACAGCUUUAUUAUUAAAUCAGAACUUUCAUUUGGUCAAUUUCUGCUGAGCUGCAGUCUUUGUAGAGGCAAGAUGAUUCAGUAAGUUUGCUGUUGGAGUUGUGCCUGACUAGGGGAUUACAGGAGCAUGGAGCAAGCAUUUUAUUUUUAAGUAUCAAUCUAUAUACCAUCUUAAACAAGUCCUCCUGGACCCAAACAAUCCUUUUGUAUUAAAUCAGUGUUGUUAAAAAAAGUGUUAUAAGAUCUUGGAUUGUUUACAAGUCAAAUUAAUUAAAAUUAGCUUAUGAAAUGUAAUUUUUAAUGAAACUUUCAGUUCUACUGAUUUUAAAUUCAAUUAACUUGCAAAUUAGUGAAGUAAAAUUUCCCUGUCUCUUAUUUGCUUGAUCAAGGCUUCCCCAAGUGGAAAUUGGUCUCAGAGUAGCGUUGCCAACUGAAAUGCUGGGGCCAUAAACUCAGACAACCAUGGUCACAUUACAAUUCCACCACUCCCACUAAACGUCAUCUCCCCUCUGCACCUGCUCACCCACUUUCCGUCCUCCGGCAUUGCAACAACUUAAAUAUCAAUAGUAAAGCUCAUGCCUCCAUGAAAACAUCCAUGUGCCAGGUUUCCCUACAUCUCAGUGCACCAUAUCUCAACAAUAUCCCAUGUAGAUGUUCCUUUUUAUUACAGCAGUCUAGCAGAUAGAAAUUUAACUACAGUAUGUCAGACAGUAAGAAUAUACUUUUUAUUAAAAAGUUGAUCCAGCAUUGUGUAAAAUGGAAAUAAUUUAAUUAGAAUCUCUUUCCUUCUGCAGUCUCUAAUACCCCUUAUUAAUUGCAAAAUACUUCAUUUUCAACUUAAAGAGCUGAAGAAAGGUUGACAACUUACCUGCAGCUACAGCUGGAUUAUUUCCAUUUUCCACUGCAACAGAGAAAUUUAAGUCACUACUU